AUGCCACCACGGAAACGAGCACGCCUAUCGCAGGCUACUUCGCCGGCACAGUCAUCGCCAUCAGGACCAGGUACACCUGUGGAGUCGGCAGGAGAGUCUCCAAGCAAGAGCGACGAGAAACUGCUCAAUGACCCAUGGACGGACGAAGAAGAGAUUGGACUGCUCAAGGGACUGAUGAGAUGGAAGCCUACUGUGCUGAUGUCGGCGAUUCAGGCUGAUGAGCAGCUAGGCAUCCACAAGCACUUCCACCUCAUAGCUCUGCAUAGCUUCCUGCUGGAGAAUGGCUAUAUACAUCCUCGCGCAGAGCAUACAAAACCGGCUGGUAUCUGGACGAAGCUGCAGACCCUCUAUGAUUUAGAAACGCUGGAUGAACGGGAAGAUGCGCGACAAUUGUCUAAUUUGAGCCUGGAUACUUCGAGUGAGGACGAAGAUGCAGAUGUCUACAGUGAGGCUGAAAACAAGAUCCAUUGCGAGGACUUUGCACUGCCAGAGGAGGAGUACGCAGAGCUGAAGUGGCGACAACGAUUCGCCGAUGAGGAUGAAGAGGUUGCAGAGAGUCCAGCUGAGCUACCUGAGCUAAAUCUCGCGGACCAACCACCCAUCCGAUUCGCACCCAGUUUCAGUGUCGAGCCCAGCGAAGCAGCGACACCUUCUGUGCGAGGAGGUAGGAUGAAAGCGAGAGGACGAGGUAGAGGUGGUGCAGCUGCGACAGCGCCGAGCACAAGACGGUCUGCUAGACAGGCGGAGUCGGUUGCGGAGGAAGAGGAUGAGGGUGAGGGCAGCGAGGACGGAGAAGAUGAGGAUGGUGAGGAGAGUAGUGAGGAAGUUGAGGAGAGUGAGGAGGGUACACCAGCGAGAUCGACCAGGACAGCGAAGAGGGGACGUGGGCGGCCGGUUGGGAGGGGCAGGGGUAGGGGAAGGGUCAGAGGCAAGUGA
This is a messenger RNA of Recurvomyces mirabilis, 936 nucleotides long. RefSeq lists its product as uncharacterized. The record is from RefSeq and is a predicted model, not a curated record. Gene Ontology annotation, biological process: regulation of transcription by RNA polymerase II. NCBI's taxonomy places the organism in Eukaryota, Fungi, Ascomycota, Dothideomycetes, Mycosphaerellales, Teratosphaeriaceae. Gene Ontology annotation, cellular component: nucleus; NuA4 histone acetyltransferase complex. The coding region runs from base 1 to 936 and encodes 311 amino acids. The transcript is spliced from 2 exons.